Molecule: messenger RNA, 6278 nt
Organism: Ornithodoros turicata
Lineage: Eukaryota; Metazoa; Arthropoda; Arachnida; Ixodida; Argasidae
Exons: 1
Coding region: 190-6150 (1986 amino acids)
Biological process (GO): protein processing
Cellular component (GO): plasma membrane
Molecular function (GO): metalloendopeptidase activity
Source: RefSeq, a predicted model, not a curated record
UCGCCUUCUUCUUCUUGAUCAUCAGUGGUCGAACCUCUCGAGCAGCAAUCCGUGCAGAGCAGCACGCGAACUUACUCCGCGCGCAUUCUCUAACAUGACGGCGGUUCGUAUUGUUCGAACUUGGCAACUUGUUUCCGAGCCCACUGAGGCGGAAGCCUAAUGUCUCAGAGCCCUUAGCCACUGCGAACCAUGGCCACUCAGUAUCCCCAGUCUGGGCCCUCAAGGGACCCUCAAUUACAGGUUCCUCCCGACCCAAACGAAGAGGGCUACGACUACAAGCAGCACGUCUCCAUUGGUGACACCCACGAGGACCAAUUCUGGGGGAACGAAAUCAUCAAGCCCAAUAAGAAGCUGUCCUUUGAGCGUGAUAUCCGUGUGCAGGAGUUCCACGACGAAGGUUCUGCUGACCUCAUCCGUAAGCUCAAGCGUUCCGAUGUUCCUAAGCCUGCAGCGUCGCCGCCUCCUCAAGUUAGCGGUGAUAGUGAGGUUAUCUUUACGAGACGUCGAAGCAAGCCCCGGAGAAAACGAAAGAAGCGGUCAAGAAAGAAGAAAAGGAAGAAAUCGAAGAAAAGAAAAAAGAAAAGAAAGCGUUCCAAGAAGAGGUCCAAAAAGAGGAAGAAACGCAAGAAACGGAGUUCAGAGGCACCCUACACGUCGACAACCAGUCCCUCGUAUACGUCAUCAACGGACAUGUCAACAGCUAACAUCCCCGGUGGUGCCGUUGCCUGGCCUCAAGUCCCGCCACAAGACGUGCUAGAUUCCCGGCGCAUGGAAAGAACCAUGGGCGAGGCUAUCUUAGAAACAGGGGUUACAAAUAUCCGGCCGGAAACGAAAGGCAUGACUGAGCCGCAUUUCCCCCAGGUUAUGCGAGUUGAGCAGCCUGGACAACCGCCGAGACCUGCAGUGCAACAGACAGAUGCUGCUGUUCAGCAGUAUCCCAGUCAAAGAACGCAAGGUCAGCAAACGGAGCGCAACGAAGGACAACGUUCUCUCGAAACAUCAACGUGCCCACAGGGGUGUACCAUCUGCUCCGGACUCUUCAAAGCGACGGAGAUUGGCCAUACCUGCUACCACCCGGAUUGCAUCCAGCGUCGCUCUUCAGAAGUUCUGGGUAUGCGAGGAUCAUGUGUCAUCGAUCCAGAAUGUGUGGUUUCCAGGCCUUCAUCAACAACCCACGUCAUAUUUCGCGGGCAACCGCGUCCAGCACACGUGGAGAUCCAAACGCAGACGUGCAAUGAAUCGGCUCCGUUCUACAACCACCAGGGAUUUGGCCUGUUCACACCUGACGGAUAUUCUGCACCACGAUACGAAAUAGAAACUCGAAUAGACAUUGACCGACCCCAACCAGUCGCACAACAAGGUUCCUUGACGGCUCUGUACGGUGCGUCUGCCAGCACUGUGUUCCUCCAAGAACCUCGAAGUGUACCCCCUGCUCCUGUCCACGUUGUGGAAAGGCGCACACCUAGAAGAACCAGCGCAGUGCCACUGCCUGAGAAGGUGGUCCCAUCGACACCGGCUGCAAGCACUGGUAGGACAUUUGGCACCGACAUGACUAUAGAUUUGCUGCCACCAUCUGAAAUUCAGACUCGCACUUCUGUGCAAUUGCAAGAGGACCGUGAAAAAGAAAUAUUCGAUCAGGAAGUGGUUCAGAGGCUUAACACUAUCUUCGAGGCUAGCGCUCGAAGAGCACGAAGAGCGCUGGGCCGUAGGAGGCAGCAAUUUAAGCCACAGUACCAGCAGUUUGAGCAGCAGUAUCAGCUGUUUGAGCCGCAGUACCAGCAGUUUGAGCCGCAAUACCAGCAGUGUGAGCCACAAUUCCAGCAGUACGAGCAUCUCCAACAGUGGCUUGAACAGCAAAGCAGCAGCUCGAGCACGCAAGGUGAAGUAGCUAAUAUGCGUGUUAUUCCUCAAGACAGACCUCCUGGAAAAGUUGUCGACAUGAUAUCCGAGUGCUUCAGGGCGAUGGAUGAAGUAGCGUGCGAUGAUGUGUAUCCAGACUUAGCACGUGAUCGAGGAGGUGUACGGGCUGUCGUCUCCCAACAGCGUGCAUCGUUACCACUCUUGGGUUCUCGGAUGGAGGUACCUGUCCAACGACCUGAACUCGCUGGCUUAACUUCGACCUGCACUGCUCUGGAAUCUAUCACUGGAAUGUUGCAAGACGCAAUUCCCAAGAAUCGUCAGUUGUUGAUAGGGGAUACGUUACGGCUGGUACCUGCUGGAAGUGACAAUACCGUUAGCGCGUACGUCAUUGACGCCGCUUCUGAGGAAGGAGAGCUGGAUGGCGCUCGGAAAAAGAGGCGACGAAAGAAGAAAAAGAAGAAGAAAAAGAAGGGCAAGAAAAAGAAGAGGAAGAAGAAGAAAAAGAAGGGCAAGAAAAAGAAGAAGAGGAAGAAGAAAAGGAAGAAAAAGAAGAAAGCAGGAGGUGGAGGAGAGAGCAGCCCAACAACGGCCACACUGUCCUCAGCAAGCGUGCCGAGCACUACACCAAGUGUGCCGAAGGCAUCAGAAAAAGUGGGAGAUGUCAAGUCUGACGCUAAAACUGUUUCAACAAUAUCAGACUUGAAAUCGCUGACGUCGCUGUCGUCAUGGUCCAGGAGUUCUCAGACCUCGGUGCCACCUGCGGCCCGGGUUCUGGCGUCCAUCACGACGUUGGCGUCCACAGGUUCGCAAGUUAGUCGAGCGACACAGACGUCAACAUCUGGUAUGCGGGAAGGAUGGGAGACUUUAAGCACCGGGAGCGAUGACCAGGAGCGCGGUCUUGAAUCGCACGGGGUACUGAGCAACGAGCUUACAACUUCAGAAGAUGGCUCUUCCUCGAGCGCUAGAACCGGAAGGGUAGGCAGGCGGCCUUCCGCUUCUGAGAUUGGACCCUUCGAUAGCUCGGUAACUUCAACCUCGGUGUGCAGCAACUGCGGUUCCAACAUCCCGUUGCCGCCAGCUGUUGGCCAGCCACUUGCCAGUAGGUUCGCCUCUCCUCGACAACACAGGCGGCGGCAAUCGCGGUCUUCCGGGCGGAGAAGUCGUGGUCGAUCUCCCCUCCAGCAGUCAUCAUCACUGGUCGAGAACGACUGGUCAUCACCGGAGGUGAAGGCGCAUCAGCCACGGCGAAGGCGCACGCGGUCCCGUUCCAGGUCAUCCAGGCUACGUCGCAGAAGGUCGCCGCGCAACCCUGAAGUUUCGGAGUACCACACCCGCCGACGUCGCAGGAGAUCACGAUUUGCAGGUUCAUCUUCGGAUGGCUAUUCCCGUCGACAUAAAUCUCAAAGGAGUCGCAGACGUCUUGCAAUACCGUAUGACAUUCACCUGUCUCAGCCGAUCCUCCUCCAAUCUGAGCCUCCAAUCGCUCUUUUAGAAAGACCCUACACGGAGCCUGAAGUUCUUAGAAGGCCAGGCAGACCGAUGUAUGCCAGUCCAUUGUCUGCACUUUGGGGACCUGCAGGAUCAUACCCAUUUCCAAGAGCACGUUCCUAUGAGAUAAGCCCUCCCAAACUCCCACGCUACAUUUAUGGCUUCGACGCUCCUAUCUGGCCCCACGUCCAAGCGCCCGCCGUCGUGGAAUCUGAAGUUUCAGUUCGUCUUUAUAAGGCACUUCAUGAAACAGCGGCCCAGAUAGUGCCACGACCCACUGCACCAUCAGUGGUGUGCCCGCCACAAAAGUCUUUGCCCCAUGUGACGCAGUCACCAGCUAUACAGCCCCAACGACGCGAAAGACCAUUAGCAAGUACGGCCACUACUGCCCUUCCUGUGGUACAGCCAUCUCCGACGUCGCUUGCACAGCUGCCAAUGCCACCGACACCGAUAUAUCCGCAAUCACAAUCCAAAACUGUUCCGUACUCCUCUUUGGCACCCCUGCUCCGUAGCUCCGCUUGGAAUCAAAGCUUGCAUACGAAUAUCACGUUAAGUGGUACAUUUUCCACGGAUGACACUUUUGCGAAGACCACCAUAGACACUCCGCCAUCUUCAAGUUGCAUGUCUUCUGGUUCUGCCUCUGCAGAGCUGCAUUCUAACCAGUCCAGUGAGCCCUGGUGGUCACCCUCUGCAUACGUGAAGAGGAUGAGCAAACAGGGAAACGUUGUAAUAACCUUCAUUUUCCUCGUUGCCAUUGUGGUAUGUGUUGUAGCCAUCCUCAGCCGCUUCGGAGCGGGGCCGGCACCUCACGUACACGACUCUAUCGACGACGAUGAUGAUGAUGAGUCGCGCGUCAUGCACGGUCCUUGGAUGAACGAAACUGGAGGCGGAGCUUCUAUGGAGUCUUACCGACUCUGUCGAACUUUGGAAUGUCGUAGAGAAGGCCUCUACCUCAAAAGCCUUGUCGACAGCAAGGAAGCCUGCCGGAAUUUUUACGACUCAGUGUGCGCGCGCAUCUGGAAGAAGCCUGAUUAUGGAACGCUGUCGUCUGCUGACGUUAUGGUAAACGACGUAGAGUCGUCCAUUAUUAGCUACAUCAAGGCCGGUAAUGUGAAAGACAGGAUAGUAGAAGGAGCCAAAAACCUGUGGAAAGAGUGCAUGGAUGCCGAAACUAUCAAGAAACUCGGCAAGAGGCCGUUUGUUGGAGUUCUGAACAAAGUUGGAUUGGAUGGAUGGCCAUACGUGCUUGCUGCCAAUGUCACGGGGAAAAGCGUCUGGAAUGUGUCUGGAACAAUGAUGCGUCUGUUAAGUCUGAGCACUUUCUUAACCUUCGUCGUUGAACCCGUCACCACCAGUAACUCGGCUUCGGUAACUAUUGGGAAAGGCCCCCUGGAAAUAUCUGCAACCUAUGCCCAUGACAGCGACGCGGUCGAGGGGUUAUUUCAAAGAAUAAAACAAACACUAAACCUUCUGGAUGCACAAAGCGAAAUCGAUGAAAUCGUCAAUGACAUCCUGGAAUUUUCAAGAACUAUUUCCAACCAGAGUGGCUCCAACAGUGACAAAGUGGCUGCCGACAAUCAAACAGAAUUUCAAACUUUCGUAUCAUCUGCUUUAUCGGGCAUUUUAGACCUCAGUAACGGCACCUCGAUCAAUAUCCACCAUGGCGAAGCUGUGCAGGAGUUAUACCAGAAGAUACAGUCAACACCACCUAGGACAGUUCUCAAUUACCUGGGCUACGCUGUCGUGGACAAUCUCUGGGUGUUCUCCCCGCAAGUAUAUUUAUCACGGGAACAGAUCAGAGCCAGAGAGCACAACUGUAUUCGCUUAGUGGAACGGGCAUUGCCCAAACAAGUCCACUACCUGGGCUACCUAUCCACGAAGCAUCACCUGGACGUUGUCUUUUUCACUGGAUUAGCCCACGACAUAAAGCACCAGGUCAUCCACUCCAUACGAGAUCUACCCUGGAUGGACACCAGCACAAAGACAAAUGUCGUAAAGCGACUGUCAAACAUGCGGAUGGAAACGUUCUUUCCGCGAUGGAUGAUAUACAACCACACGCGUCCAAAGGUAUCCCAACCGGGCUUCACUCCACUGGAAGCUCUUGUCUCGUAUCAAGCAAUAAUGCAAAACACUUUCAAAGAUUCCAUCAAAGCUACAGCCAUGAACGAGGACGAUUUGUGGAUGGGAUCGGUGUUUGACCAGGACUGCAGAUAUGACAAAGAACGCAAUAUGCUUUUCCUACCACUGUCUAUGGCCAACACAACAAAGGGUGCGACGCAGCUCUUCCUCUAUUUUCACAUACCGCAUUUUGGAGUACAACUUGCAAGAUGCCUUCUUGAGACCCUAGACUCUUCAAGAUACGCCAAUGUUUGGCGAGAGCCUACAGUUCGAAAGUUUGCGAAUGUCCGCAAGUGCUUCGAGGAGCUGUACCUUUCCAGCACCGUCCGUGUCCAGCACCCCAGUAAAAGGCCGCCGUCCAUUACUACUGGUGACGUUCUGGAAUACGCUGCCAUCAUUCAGGCCCAUAAUAUUUUCACGAGCAGGAUUCGCAAGCUUAGUAAGAACUUUCAAGAUUAUCGGCUCGAGAACGCCAAACACCUGUCUGCAGAACAGCUGUUUUACAUCUACUACACUGCUGGAAAGUGUCAGGUAUAUGAUACAAAGUACCGAAUGACCCGGCAUGGAACUCCGAAGCUGGUAAACUUAGUCCUUUCACACGAUAGCUCGUUCCACAAGGCGUUCAACUGCACCCAGAACACAAUCAUGAAUCCGAUGAAGAAAUGCCACUUCUGGAGAUUGUGACAACGGCUAGAAAAGCGUCACUAUGAAAAAGACCAGUGGUAGUGCUAGGAAGGAUGAACGUCCACGCAUUGUGCAGACGCACAUGAACUGUGAGCUGAAUGAAAAUAAACGUUGCUGUUUGUUGCAAA